AUGACUGCUAGCACGAAUCCAGCAGAACAAGCAUACCUUGAUUUAUGCCAAAAGAUUAUAGAAGAAGGAGAGUUCAGACCGGAUAGAACUGGCACAGGCACAAGAUCUCUCUUUGCUCCUCCUCAACUAAGGUUCGAUCUCUCAAAUGACACUUUUCCUCUCUUAACCACAAAGAGAGUGUUUUCAAAGGGCAUAAUCCACGAGCUUCUCUGGUUUGUGGAAGGCUGUACUGAUGCUAAAAAGUUGUCUGCAAAAGGUGUUCGUAUUUGGGAGGGAAAUGGCUCGAGAGAAUAUUUGGAUAAAAUGGGUUUAACCGAUCGCAGAGAAGGCGACUUGGGUCCUGUUUACGGCUUCCAAUGGCGUCACUUUGGUGCUGAAUACAAGACUUGUGACGAUGACUACUCUGGUCAGGGCUUCGACCAGCUCCAGGACGUGAUUAAAAAACUCAAGACUAAUCCAUACGAUAGAAGGAUUAUUAUGUCUGCUUGGAAUCCCCCAGACUUCCCCAAAAUGGCUUUACCUCCAUGCCAUGUCUUUUGUCAGUUCUAUGUGAGUUUCCCUCAACCAUCUUCUCCCGAACCUUAUGCUCCCAAACUGACCAAGUCCCAGGCGAGACCUAAGUUAUCAUGUCUCUUAUAUCAAAGAUCUUGCGACAUGGGCCUCGGAGUUCCCUUUAACAUUGCGUCUUAUGCAUUAUUGACCAAAAUGAUUGCUCAUGUUGUUGAUAUGGACUGUGGCGAAUUCAUCCACACAUUGGGCGAUGCCCAUGUUUACCUAGAUCACAUUGAUGCCUUAAAGACUCAAUUGGAGCGCACCCCUAAACAGUUUCCUAAAUUGUUCAUCAAAGAGUCCAGAAAAGAUGAGAUACGCUCUAUAGACGAUUUUACGUUUGAUGAUUUUGAGAUUGUUGGUUACGAACCUCUCCCAGCCAUCAAAAUGAACAUGAGCGUUUGA
Clavispora lusitaniae ATCC 42720 is the source of this 954-nucleotide messenger RNA. RefSeq names its product thymidylate synthase (gene CDC21). Lineage: Eukaryota; Fungi; Ascomycota; Pichiomycetes; Serinales; Metschnikowiaceae. Gene Ontology annotation, biological process: dTMP biosynthetic process. Gene Ontology annotation, molecular function: thymidylate synthase activity. The record is from RefSeq and is a predicted model, not a curated record. Gene Ontology annotation, cellular component: cytosol; mitochondrion.